Sciurus carolinensis (gray squirrel) is the source of this 2226-nucleotide messenger RNA. It is a transcript of the gene U2af2, whose product is annotated as U2 small nuclear RNA auxiliary factor 2. Gene Ontology annotation, biological process: mRNA processing. NCBI's taxonomy places the organism in Eukaryota, Metazoa, Chordata, Mammalia, Rodentia, Sciuridae. Gene Ontology annotation, cellular component: commitment complex; nucleus; U2-type prespliceosome. The coding region runs from base 151 to 1578 and encodes 475 amino acids. The transcript is spliced from 12 exons. The record is from RefSeq and is a predicted model, not a curated record. Gene Ontology annotation, molecular function: poly-pyrimidine tract binding; pre-mRNA 3'-splice site binding.
GGGGCGUUGGGGGCUUGAUUAGGUAGGCGACGAAGCGCCGGCGGCGCCGGAAGUAGCCGAAGCCAGCGGCGGAAGUAGCCGAAGCGGCCAGAGCGGGCGGGCGGCAAGGCGAGGCGAGAGCUGCACAAGGCCCUACGCGGCCGCCUCAGCAUGUCGGACUUCGACGAGUUCGAGCGGCAGCUCAACGAGAAUAAACAAGAACGGGACAAGGAGAACCGCCAUCGGAAGCGCAGCCACAGCCGCUCUCGAAGUCGGGACCGCAAACGCAGGAGCCGGAGCCGGGACCGGCGCAACCGGGACCAACGCAGUGCCUCUCGGGACAGGCGACGACGAAGCAAACCUUUGACCAGAGGCGCUAAAGAGGAGCACGGUGGAUUGAUUCGUUCCCCCCGCCAUGAGAAGAAGAAGAAGGUUCGUAAAUACUGGGACGUGCCACCACCUGGCUUUGAGCACAUCACCCCAAUGCAGUACAAGGCCAUGCAAGCUGCGGGUCAGAUUCCAGCUACCGCUCUUCUCCCCACCAUGACCCCUGAUGGUCUGGCUGUGACCCCAACGCCUGUGCCUGUGGUUGGGAGCCAGAUGACUAGACAAGCCCGGCGCCUCUACGUGGGCAACAUCCCCUUUGGCAUCACUGAGGAGGCCAUGAUGGAUUUCUUCAACGCCCAGAUGCGCCUGGGGGGGCUAACCCAGGCCCCUGGUAACCCGGUCUUGGCUGUGCAGAUUAACCAAGACAAGAAUUUUGCCUUUUUGGAGUUCCGCUCAGUGGAUGAGACCACCCAGGCCAUGGCCUUUGAUGGCAUCAUCUUCCAGGGCCAGUCACUGAAGAUCCGCAGGCCUCAUGACUACCAGCCACUGCCUGGCAUGUCAGAGAAUCCCUCUGUCUAUGUGCCUGGAGUUGUGUCCACUGUGGUCCCUGACUCUGCCCACAAGCUGUUCAUUGGGGGCUUACCUAACUACCUGAAUGAUGACCAGGUAAAAGAGCUACUGACAUCGUUUGGGCCUCUUAAGGCCUUCAACCUGGUCAAGGACAGUGCCACAGGGCUCUCUAAGGGCUAUGCCUUCUGUGAGUACGUGGACAUCAACGUCACAGAUCAGGCCAUUGCUGGGCUGAAUGGGAUGCAGCUAGGGGAUAAAAAGCUGCUCGUCCAGAGGGCGAGCGUGGGAGCCAAGAACGCCACGCUGGUGAGCCCCCCGAGCACCAUCAACCAGACUCCAGUGACACUGCAGGUGCCGGGCCUGAUGAGCUCACAGGUGCAGAUGGGCGGCCACCCUACUGAGGUUCUGUGCCUCAUGAACAUGGUGCUGCCAGAGGAGCUGCUGGAUGAUGAGGAGUAUGAGGAGAUCGUGGAGGACGUGCGGGAUGAGUGCAGCAAGUACGGCCUCGUCAAGUCCAUCGAAAUCCCCCGGCCUGUGGAUGGCGUCGAGGUCCCCGGCUGCGGAAAGAUCUUCGUGGAGUUCACCUCUGUGUUCGACUGCCAGAAAGCCAUGCAGGGCCUGACAGGGCGCAAAUUCGCCAACAGAGUGGUUGUCACCAAAUAUUGUGACCCCGACUCUUACCACCGCCGGGACUUCUGGUAGAGGUGGCCUGGGGAGGGUGGGGGCAGGGCUGGCUGGAGGCUUCUCUCCCGCCUGUCCCCCCCUUUCCCCCCUCUGAAGAUGAUGGGCAGAGGAGUGACAGCCGAAUGACAGCCUGACAGCCGGCAGCAACUGGAAUGGCAGCAAUUAAGGGUGGGGGGUGGGGGGUUGGGAGGUUAGGGCAGGGAAGGGACUGGGGAAGUGCACACAGGCCCACACAGACACGCACCCACACAGACACAGAGGGAAGGGGUUGGGAUGGGGACGGGUGCACAGCAGGGUGGGUAGGACCCCCACGGCCCCUCCCAAAACAGCCUUUUCUCCCUUACACCCCUUUUCUCCUCCCCUUUCCCAUGGUAGGAACAUAGUGUGUUUAUAUUUUAUGGCCAAACUUUUGAAUUUUGUUGUCCCGCCCUCAGUGCCCUGCCUUCUCCCCUUUGUAGGACCACAGCUCCCGUCCUCUGGUCCUCCCUGUUCCCUGCCCUGGUUUCCCUGGUUUCUUAAGUAGUUGGUUCUCUUUGGCCUUUCCCGACUCGCUCCCCCCUCCCCCCAGUCCCGUGGCCCCUGGCCCUCUCCUCCUCUCUGUGGCAGUUUCAUAUUUGCUAAGACGAAUUUGCUCAUUAAACAUUUUGUUGUAUUUUACUUUAUGGA